Molecule: messenger RNA, 384 nt
Organism: Fonsecaea monophora
Lineage: Eukaryota; Fungi; Ascomycota; Eurotiomycetes; Chaetothyriales; Herpotrichiellaceae
Exons: 1
Coding region: 1-384 (127 amino acids)
Source: RefSeq, a predicted model, not a curated record
AUGCCCUCUACAAUUGCGAGCCACGAUCCCUCCAACCCCAAGAAAGGCGUUGAGACACCUUACUCAACCGCGUCUGGAGGCGGCGAUGCCACCACCGCUGGCGUCAUUACGCCUGCCAACAUCGAUGACACGCCCACGCGGGCUGGGGAUAACCACUCCAGGACUUCGCGUGAGUGCCACGGCGCCAUAAUCGCCUGGGGCAGUACUUCGGGGAAACUGUACCUCUCUGCCGGGGACCUCAACGAACCGCAUGUGACGGCUAGUCUCGCGGCGCUUUUCACCAGUGUGGGCAAGGCGACCACCACCAGGGAUGGAAAUGCAGGGGAUGGCAAUGGUGGUGGUGGUGGUUGUGGUAGUGAGGAAAGGGAAAGCAAUGCCGAUUAA